Cercospora beticola is the source of this 1221-nucleotide messenger RNA. RefSeq lists its product as uncharacterized. NCBI's taxonomy places the organism in Eukaryota, Fungi, Ascomycota, Dothideomycetes, Mycosphaerellales, Mycosphaerellaceae. Gene Ontology annotation, molecular function: DNA binding; zinc ion binding; DNA-binding transcription factor activity, RNA polymerase II-specific. The record is from RefSeq and is a predicted model, not a curated record. Gene Ontology annotation, cellular component: nucleus. Gene Ontology annotation, biological process: regulation of DNA-templated transcription; aflatoxin biosynthetic process.
AUGUCUACUCCAACUAUCAAGUACCGAGCUGCAUGCGAUCACUGCUCAGCUACCAAGAUCAAAUGCACCCAAGAACGGCCCUCUUGUGCGAGAUGUCGUACCUUGGGGCGUGACUGCAAUUACAGCCGUUCGCUAAGAGCUGGCAAGCCUCCCAGAUCAAGUCAAGGUCUCAACAAAAGAAUCGCGAAUGCUCCAGUUCUACCACGAAGGGGACCCGCUGCGGAUUCACCACAGCCUGUGAACGGCGGGCCUCUGGGCCACGGACUGCCGGCGCAGAUUGCGUACCCGAUCUCCGGCCACACACCUAAGACCGAACCGGCAUGGUCUGCAACAUCCUCACCAUAUCCAUCACCUCCAGACAUGCGUGCAUAUGGCAGCGCAGAGCCGACUUUCUUUCAAGAUAUUCAUACAGCAGACAACAGCUCCGUCAACACGCCCAUGGAGCCAGAAUGGUUUUUCGAUUUCACCAACGCUUCAUUACCCAGUGAAAGCCCUCUGGUCAGAGUGGACUCCCGCGAACCAACACAACAACCGAGUCCCAUGUCAGACACCAGGCACCCCGUCUGCUUGCCCCAAUCAGCGGACGCGAAGAUAUACCCAAACGAGCUCAACAAUAUGUCCCAAGAAUUCAUCCCGAACUCACCCACUCCACCCGGUGUAGACCAGUGUCUACGGACCGCGACCGAAACUCUCAACAGGCUCUACGAAAUCCCAUACGCACAGAUUGACCACGAGACAAAACAAUACUCUGUCGAUCAAGUCCUGAGCAGCACCUCACGCGCUGUACAGAUCUGCCACGAUCUCAUAUCUUGCCCUUGCGUCAAAGACUUCCACCUACCCAUCGCGAUUGCAACACUGGCGUCCAAGGUUCUCACAUGGUACCAAACAGUCGCUUGUAUCCGAGACCCCAACACGGAAAUGCCUAAUACCAAUGGCAAGGUGCAUUGCAGAGAAGUUGUUGUGGAUGAACAGCUGGCGUUGGGAGCAUAUAAGCUCGAUGGAAGUAUGGGAUGGGUACUUAAGAACCAUAUUAUUCUUGGUCAAAUUCAGAGACUGAAGGAAGUUGCCGAUCGAUUUGAUGCGCAGUUCUGUACUGAGAGUUCGACGAAGCAAAUGGUUGGGGGAGGCAAAUUGUAUUCGAGUAUGGGAAACCUGUUGAAGUCGAGGUUACAGUUCACUCUGCGGGAAUUAGAGACGAGGCUGAAGGGGAGUUCGAGUUGA